Messenger RNA from Aaosphaeria arxii CBS 175.79, 1392 nucleotides. RefSeq names its product glycosyltransferase family 2 protein. NCBI's taxonomy places the organism in Eukaryota, Fungi, Ascomycota, Dothideomycetes, Pleosporales. The transcript has 4 exons. Bases 1 to 1392 code for a protein of 463 amino acids. The record is from RefSeq and is a predicted model, not a curated record.
AUGUUUCCCUUUUCCUUGUGGAUGCUUCCCAAUUGGAGUUGGUUCUGGGUCUUUGUCGGUCUAUUUUUGUUCCGAAAUGUCAGAUUAUGGGUCAACCUGGCUGCGAAUUGGCUGUACACACCCAUACAGCCAGUCGAGGAACCUACCGUCACAGCCCAAGAUAUGACUGUCAUAAUCCCGACUGUUGCCGAGGAUAUCCAGCAAUUGAAGGAGACUGUUCAGACUGCAUACCGACUGGAGCCGUACGAGCUGCUUUUGGUCACGCCCGACUCUCGUGUCAAACGUCUAUAUCAGAUGGUGGAAGAGAUGGGUAGUCCUAAGCGGAUCCAGAUCCUUUCCAUAAGCCAGGCCAACAAGCGCCGUCAGCUGUCACGCGCCAUCCCCGAGGUGCAAACGAAGAUCACGCUCCUACUUGACGAUGAUGUCUGGUUGCCCGAGAAGUUCACCAAAUGGAUCUUGGCUCCCUUCGAGGAUCCCCGAGUGGGUGGUGUUGGCACUAACCAGCAGCUCCGCCGCAACGACCGAUCCAACCUUUGGGAGUUUCUCGGCGCAUUGUACCUUGUCCGCAGGAACUUCGACUGCACCGCAUGCAACUGGAUGGAUGGAGGUCUGCCUUGCCUGUCCGGACGAGCGGUGGCAUACCGCUCUGAAAUCCUCCAAGACCCCAACUUUACAUAUGGCUUCACCCACGAAACCUGGGGAAGCGACCACUUCCUCAAUGCCGAUGACGAUAACUUCAUCACCCGUUGGCUCUUUUCCCACGACUGGAAGAUUCAGAUCCAAAACCACCGCGAGUGUGAGGUGGAGACCACCCUGGAGAACGACUCCAAGUACCUUCGACAGUGCCUUAGAUGGGUGCGUAGCAAUUGGCGCAGCAAUUUGACGAGCCUGAGUGAAUUGCACAUGUGGGUUAACUAUCCAUGGUCUCUCUACGCAGUGUUCCAAACCACCAUCACCCAAUGGGCCUUCCUGUACGACUGUGCACUAUUUGCGACAUUCUACCUUGCCCUUUUAGAGGCGGGCUACUAUCAGGACUCCCACUCAGAGAGCAAUAGCCAUCUGCCGCUGCUCUGGACCUUCUUCCUUGGACACUACGCCUUCACCAAGACGAUCAAGCUUAUUCCUCAUUUGUUAAGAAACCCGGGCGACGUACGCUUCGUUCCCGUGUCUGUCCUAUUUGGUUAUUUCCACAAUGCCAUUAAGCUCUACGGCUGCAUCACUGUCACAGAGACGACAUGGGGUACCCGUGAGGGCGCUGACGCCGACGAUAACAUUCGAAUGAUUCCAAUUCCACCCAUGGCAACCAUCACGCCGCCCUUGACUCCCUCACCCCAGGUGCAGGGACGCAUGCUCCGCGAACGCGGAGGGAUUGUGUCAGAUGUCGUCAGCUGA